UACAUUAAUUUGUUUCCUAUUGUUUUAAAAGUCGUUGUUUCAUAAAUAAGAAUUAUUCGCUAACCAAAAAUAUCAAUUAUUUUAAAAAUUAAUUUUGAAAAAUGAAUCUUGCACAACUAAAGUGUCAUUUAAAACUGCUAUUUUGUUCAGUUUCAUUAUGUUUUGCUGAUAUUAUAAUUGGUAGUUCAUAUGUCUACUCAUCUACACUGUUGGCACAACUUCGUGAACCUUCAUCAAAUAUAAAAUUAAAAAUUGAACAAGAAUCUUGGAUUACUAGUAUUCAAAUGCUUCUUGCACCUGUUGGUUUAAUCUUAACUGGAAUAUUAGCAGAUAAGAUCGGAAGAAAAAAAGCAAUUCAAAUAUCUUUCAUACCGAUGAUUCUAAGUUGGCUAACACUUAUGUUUGCUAACUCCUUCACAACAAUUAUGAUUGGAAAAAUAUUACUAGGAUAUCCUUUUGGGGUAGGCAGUUGUAUGUGUCUGUACAUCGCUGAAGUGUUUCCGGUUCAUCUGCGGGCAUUGCACACCGCUGGGCCCACGCUGUUUGUAGGCAUAGGCAUGUUGCUGGAAUGCGUCCUGUCCAUGUAUUUCCGGUUGCAAACAAUAACAGGCGUGCUAAGUGCAAUGAGUGUCGGUGCCUUCAUCAUGUUGUUCUGGGUGCCAGAAUCGUCCAAGUGGCUCCGAUCCAAAGGAAAAUAUGAAGAAGCUGACAAGGCGGACGCGUGGUUCGACCUCAGCUGCAUCAACACAGCCUGCGACCAGUUUGGUGGUGAAAAUCCUUCCGGAGAGGGCAAACGCCCUCCAAGAGAGAGUGGAAAUCUCUCAGAUCAAGCAUCUUGUUGGUCAUUGUACGCACAGCCAACCGUCUGGAAACCCGCGCUCAUCACGAUGACGUUCUUUAUCUGUCAACACUGCAGCGGUGUGUACGUGAUGAUGUUCUACAAGGCCGACAUGAUCCGAGAUUUCCAAUUGCCGUGGAACGACGUCACCGUGGCCGUAUUCCUGGCGGCCGCACGCGUGCUAGGCGGCAUCAGCUUCGGCAUUCUGCACCAUGUCAAGCGCCGUACGAUGCUUGCAGUCUCCAGCGCUUUGAUGGCCGCUUCGCUGGCGUUCAUCAUUGCGUACAUCUCCGCGUUUCAAAACGUUGAACACCCACCGUACGUCAGCACGCUUGUCUUUGCGUUAGUCGCAUUCAUGUUCUUCGGUCUAACCGGCGUCGUCCCGCUGCCUUGGGUACUCUGUGGUGAGGUGUUCCCAAUAGCAAUUGCAGGUACAAUGAAUGGAUAUGUUCAGACUUUUGGAUACAUCUUAUGGUUUUUGGUCGUAAAAAUGUAUCCAUUAUUAGUGCUACAAUUUGGAAUAAUAUGUAUCUGGUCAAUAUUCACUAUAUUCUGUGGUUUGAACGUUUUAUUUGCCAUAUUUAUAAUGCCGGAAACAAAAGGAAAAUCUCUGGACGAAAUCUUAUCAAAUUUUGAAUCAGAAAACAAAAGAACAAAGCUUAACCACGUACCGUAAUGAUAUUUUAUAGGUUAAAUAACAGAAACUAUGUUAAGUCUUAUUAUAUUUUUUUGUUACAGUUUUAUUUGUAUCUAUAUUUGAAUGUAAAACAAUAUGUAUAUAAAACUAUACAAUUUAUAUAAAUAUUGAUAGAUUUUUAAAUCUACUCAUUAAAUCUUCUUAGUGCCUAUCCAUAUCGUACUAUCUAUACAAGUAGUUAGGUAGGUUGGUAGGUACAUAACUGCAGUAGUUCAUAAAUGCACGUGUGAUGUCUACCUGUAUAACAUUUAAGUGUAAACAAAGAAUGUCCACAUAUUGUACAACAUAAGACGAUGAUACACAUAAAGUUUACCGAUUAUUUUUAAAUAAAUUUAUAUAUUUUUAUUAUAUUUA
Molecule: messenger RNA, 1889 nt
Organism: Diuraphis noxia (Russian wheat aphid)
Lineage: Eukaryota; Metazoa; Arthropoda; Insecta; Hemiptera; Aphididae
Product: facilitated trehalose transporter Tret1-like
Biological process (GO): transmembrane transport
Cellular component (GO): membrane
Molecular function (GO): transmembrane transporter activity
Source: RefSeq, a predicted model, not a curated record